Molecule: messenger RNA, 2784 nt
Organism: Venturia canescens
Lineage: Eukaryota; Metazoa; Arthropoda; Insecta; Hymenoptera; Ichneumonidae
Product: venom acid phosphatase Acph-1-like
Exons: 7
Coding region: 178-1419 (413 amino acids)
Biological process (GO): dephosphorylation
Molecular function (GO): phosphatase activity
Source: RefSeq, a predicted model, not a curated record
CAAGUCACGAUCGACGUUCCAACUCUUUUAAUAGCAUUUCGUAAAGAAAUUAAAUUUAAAAAUUUCAGAAUUUUUCUUCUCGCUUCUACGAUUACAUUUUUUUAUCGCUCCAAGUUUUUUCCCGCUCUUCAAUAUUUUUUCAUGUACUAUAUUUGAUGUAAUCGAAGAAUUAUUACAAUGUUUCUACAGAAAGCUUUGCUUCUCGCGAUACUUGUUUCUGUGAAAUGUGACCUUCGGCUUAAGCUAUUACACGUGAUUUUCCGCCAUGGUGACAAAAUACCACAUCGAGAGUAUCAAAAUUAUCCUAAUGAUCCUCAUCGGAAUCAUUCUUAUUAUCCAAUUGACAAUGGCGGAUUGACGAACGAAGGAAUGAUGAGAGAAUAUGAGAUCGGUACGAUGUUGCGAGAGAGAUAUGAUGAAUAUUUUGGAGCAGUUUAUCGUCCAUCAAUGGUUUACGCGAGGUCAACGGAACUACCAAGAACACAGAUGUCUCUUCAGUUAGUAUUAGCAGGGCUUUUCCCCCCUUCACAUACUCAAAUGUGGAAUUACCGGCUACCUUGGGUACCAACUUCAACCUUCUUCCUCCCCGUUGAACAGGACUAUCUUCUAUUUCCGCACCGCUGUCCACGGUACAUCGAGGAAUACCGAAAUCACUUGAAGGACAGCAACGUUCAAGAAAUUAUUAAUAAAUACAAAAGGACAAUGGAGUAUUUAACCUAUCACACUGGCAAGCGCAUUGAGACUACCUCCGCGGUCUAUUAUCUCUACAAUUUGUUCAAAGAGGAGGCUGCGCAGAACUUAACGUUGCCAGAGUGGAGCCAUGUAGUAUACCCAUAUCCUAUGAAGGAGAUAUUAGCACUGGAUUUUUAUCUUCGAUCAUCCACAAAGUCUCUUAAACGUCUAAAUGGAGGCAUGUUGUUACGAAAAAUCACUGAAGACAUCGUGGAUCUUGGUAACGACGCGUUGAAACCCAGAGAAAGAAAAGCGUUUUUUUUUUCCGCGCAUGAAGUCAACGUCGCAGCCCUUGCAAGGGCGUUAGGAACGGACGAUCCUAUUAUUCCUGCUUACGGAUCUACGAUUAUUUUCGAAACACUCCAGGACAACGCAAAUCGAUACUACGUGAAAGUGAUGCUUUGGACCGGAGUCACGAGGAAGCUGAUUGUGCAAAAGAUACCAGGAUGCACCGAAGUGUGCGCGUUUGAAGAAUUUCUCGAGAUAACGAAAGACAUCAUUCCGAACGAUAAAGAGUACGGAUGUUCAGAUAGCGAGGAGCAACGAGCCAUAUUUUCAUCGUCUGAUUCUAUAAAUUUUAGUUACUUUUACAGAUACUGGCAGUUGAAUUUUGCAUUUACAAUAGCACUUGUAAUCGAUAGUUUGAAUUUGUAUUACCUUCAUCAUUUGGAAUGGGAAAGCGAUUAAUAUAAUAAGUAUAUUCAUCAUCUGCUACAGUGAGCUCCAAUAACAACGCGAUGCAACGUCAUCAAAGAGUGCUCAAAUCGAGUUUUUUUUUUGCAAAAAUUCAGUUUGAUCCGUAUUUUUGUUUAUAUGCGUCAACUUGAAGUUUUGAAUUUUUUUAAAUUAAUGAUGUUCCCUGAACCAUAACUAUAUCCGUUGGUUGGUAUAUAGGAGGAAACCCAACGACGUGGCCGGAGAAAUCCAAUAUCGCUAUUGAGAAUUGAAUUCAAUGUAGUAAAAAGCUCAACGAGACUAAUUUUUGUCGAGUCAUAAUGUGUACAAAAGAAUUGUCCAGUUGUUGAUACCUUUAUGGCGAUUCUCGUUGAGCUAUAGUCUCUCAUGAUUACAAAUUUAUAAUUCAAUCCUGUAUUUCCUCAUGUAUUCUCAUUUACAUAGACAGAGUAUGUCUUUGGCUCGAUGCGGUUCGACUAUGACGACCGCGCACGACAAUUUUUAAAACAAACGAACGCAUAUUAUUACUGCACGCGUAUAUGCGUAUGUUUGACAUUUUAUAUAAUUGUAUUUGACGUUAUACCAACAUUGAAAUACUUCAUGAGUGUGGAUGAUGCAGGUAGUGGAAGAUUGGAAAAAAAUGUUCGAGUAAUAUGAUUUUUUGUCGACGCGCCAUCAGGAUCAACGCUUUCAUCGAAAUUCAUAAUUGUAGACUCAUGAUUCAGAACGCAUUCGACUCGCUAAUAAAGUAUGACACGUGCGUAAAUAUCUACUAUGAAAAUUUCGAAUUUUUAUAUUAUUCAGCGGAUCAUUCGGUAUAUAGUAUAUAGCCGCGCUGCUGGUUAUGCGUUAUUUGUUAAGUUGAUAUGAAAACCAUGCGAGUUGCUGUUUGUAUAGUUUCAUUACUAAACCAUCAUAUGUCUAAAGCAAUCGCCUCAAUCGUCCGGUUAUGGCAUAUCUUAUGUUCUUUAUAAUCGAGUCACGUUUGUUAGUUGUUGAAUUAAUGUUCGCAGCAGAGAUCUCUGCUGCGUAAGAUGGUGAGUGCAUGGAUUACAACAUUAUUUCUAAAAUAUUCCAAGCUUGUUCCGCAUGUAUACCCAUGACGAUGCGCACGAUGGUGAAUUAUAGGUGCGAUCACGAUAAAAAAAAAGCAUCAAUUCUUUUGAAUUUCGUUUUCCAGUUAUUUAUUUUCGCACGAGUUCAAUACAUUUUUCCAUUCCGCACAUCUGGUAGCGAUCUUUAAUUUUGUUUUUUUUUCCUCGACAUUCCUUUACGAUCUAUCUCAAAUAACCGCUGUUUAUUAGACAUAUACACUUCUGAACAUUGUAUGCGAUCAAUGGCGCAUAUCGGAGCAAUCAAUAAAACAAUGUAAACAUA